Molecule: messenger RNA, 815 nt
Organism: Haliotis rubra (blacklip abalone)
Lineage: Eukaryota; Metazoa; Mollusca; Gastropoda; Lepetellida; Haliotidae
Product: reversion-inducing cysteine-rich protein with Kazal motifs-like
Exons: 9
Coding region: 84-815 (243 amino acids)
Biological process (GO): extracellular matrix organization
Cellular component (GO): plasma membrane
Molecular function (GO): metalloendopeptidase inhibitor activity
Source: RefSeq, a predicted model, not a curated record
UGUAGGCGCUGGUCGGGUCUAGUGUGAGAAGUCAGUGUUUCAAUCAUGUCCACGGAUGUACUAGGACGUACUUUUACUCCAACAUGAAUUUACUCUAUUUUUCUGUGCUUCUACUUGUUGCCUGCGCCGAUUCCGAAGCACCGGUGUGCUGCUCGAACCUGGGACGUCACACAACAUGCAAGUACUAUUGUCAGCAGUUGCGGAGGGAGGGGACGUAUGUCCAGCAGAUGAAGCAGGUGUUGACGGCGGCGGAGCACUGUCCCUAUGACCUGGAUGAGUUUUGGCAGUGUGUGAACAUCAGUGUACCAGUCAUGAGACAGCUGGAGCAGUGGUCGGGACGACCUUGUUGUGACCUUGCGAUGACCUCCGCUUGCAAACAGACAUGUCAGAGGGCCUACUCCAUGAGGGACAUUGACUCCACCCACUGCAAUCGGAACACGGAGAAGUCACUGUAUAAAUGUCUACACAGACACAACGUGGGAGACAAGUGCUCACAGUCAGUACGAGACAGCUGCAGCAUUGUGUGUCACAGCUUCAGAGCUUUAACCGCGACUCAUUUGGGAGACAAGUGCUGUCAUCAGUCAGUACGAGACAGCUGCAGCAUUGUGUGUCACAGCUUCUUCCUGUUGGGGUCGACGACGGCGAGAGCGAACCGCGACGUGGUGUACCGACAUUGCAAGGGUGGAAGCCUGCCUGUAGCCAAGUGUGUGCAGAACCAGACCCGCUCGGCCAGAGCCAACAUACCACAGGACAACAUACCAUGCUGUCAGAAGGCCAAGACGCGGGAGUGCCAAGCGAGUGUGAGAGAGUGUUGA